AUGGCUACCAACAGCAGUAACGACAUUACCUAUAGUGAAACGAGCAACGUGGACGCGAUACCUGUUCCUGCCUGUCAUUGCAUUCCCUGGCUAGUUGUAUUCGGCAUUCUAAGUCUGGCGAUAGUCAGCCUUAAUCUCAUCACCAUUAUUAUUUUUGUGAAGCUGCCCCGGCUACAGCGCCGAAGCAUAUACUUCAUCAUCCAUCUUGCAACAGUCGAUCUCUUGGUCGGAGUGGUUGUAGGGCCUCUGCUCAUUCUCAAUAAUGGAAAUGGGUUCUGUCAUCUAUGGGAGUUAAGGUCUAACCCCAAUUGGUUACUUAAAUUAAGAAUAAUUGCAAGCCAUGCAUUUUAUCAAGUCUCUCUCCUUAACCUCGCUGUAAUUGCAUUAGAACGACUACAUGCAGCAGCUCGUCCUUUGAAACAUCGUUUUAUCAAGAAACGGGUUUAUGGAGUGAUUAUCGCUCUCACUUGGUUGCUGCCUUUAGCCGUGAACGUGUUAGAAAUAGAAUUAGUCACCUUUUCUGACAACCGCGUCCCUCCAUUUUUGAUUCGCUGUUUAUACUCUUCAAUCCUUCUCUCUCUUAUGUGCGUAUGUUAUAUUUCAAUUUAUAUCAAAGUUCGUUGUAGUCGUCAUCCUCAACACCAUGGCGCAGUCGGCCGGAGGGAGAGAAAAUUGACGAGUACAUUAUUUCUCGUCACCCUCGGAUCAUUGUUAACUUACUUACCAAAGGUGGUCUUCUGGGGUGUGUUUAAUUUUCCGGAGCUAUCUAAUAGUCUUCCCAAACAGAUAACUUUUAACAUCUAUAUGGCAGUACUGACAAUUGUGACAUUCAACUCGCUAAUAAAUCCUAUAAUUUACGCCAUACGGAUGCCAGAAUUUAGAGCAGCUAUAAAUCAAAUGAUAUUUCGUAAGUCUACAAACCGCUUAAGCCCAGUCGAUUUUCCCCUUUGA
Messenger RNA from Pocillopora damicornis (cauliflower coral), 951 nucleotides. RefSeq names its product adenosine receptor A3-like. Lineage: Eukaryota; Metazoa; Cnidaria; Anthozoa; Scleractinia; Pocilloporidae. The record is from RefSeq and is a predicted model, not a curated record.